AUGGGUGAAAGACUAAAAUACAAGCUGGAUGGUGAUUGGAUGGAUAAACUGACCAAUGAGAAGACUGCUAUGUUGGCAGACCCCCACUCAGGUUUAAUACCAGCAAAACUCGGCUUCCUUCUUCUGGGUCACACGUGCCCUGAAUGUAUCUUACAACUUUUACGGCUGAUUUACAGACCAUACUUUGUCUACGUCAUCCAUAUUGACCAAAGGAAGGACGAAAUCAGGAAUGAAUUGCUUGACAAAAUGGGUUCUAUCAGUAAUGGGAAUGACAACAUCCACGUCUUACCAAAAGAACGUUCAUUUGUGGCUUCGUGGGGAUCGUACGACAUCGUAAGAGCUGAGCUUGAAGGCUUUGAGGAACUGAUGAGAAUGGGAGUGUGGGAUUUUGUGAUUAACUUAAGUGGAGCAGAUUUACCAAUUCGAGAUGUUGAUGACUUAGCUGCCAUGUUCUCUACAGCAAGAGGUUUUAAUUUUAUGCGUAUCAACGGGAAUUGGAAUGAUCGGUCACAGAAACCGACAGACACCUCAGUAUGGUAUGGCUGCGGUGCUCAUGUUUACAAUAUCUCAUACCGCAGCGGGAAGGCUCCUUGGAGUGAUAUGCAUAGCACAUCGCAAUGGGCAGUGUUCAGCAGGGAUUAUCUUCAAUUGGUUCUGAAUCCAGCUGAGAGGACAAUUUAUAUGAAUGCCUUGCAGCUCUACACUCAAACCUCCAUUAUUCCGGAUGAGUCCUACUUCAUGUCCAUGCUAAGAGUCUCGCCCUACAAGAAAAAGUUUGUACAUAUGAAUCUUCAUCAUCUGAAGCAGUUUGCAAGAAAAGAUGAUCGUGGCUUUUGUCGACACACAGAAGAUAUAGACUUCUGUGGUCAGGGUCCUGGUACAUUUGAGGAAACUGAUGUUGAUGCUAUUCAAGAUCUUGCUAAUAAUCUGUUCUUUGCUCGCAAGUUUAGCUCCAAAGUUACGGAUCCUGCCAGAUUGUUUGCCGGAAGAAUGACCACCGAAUUUUACUACAAAAAUCUACAGAGUAAACAUGGCAUCAGUGACUCAUUUAUACGACAACUUGCUGAACUAGCGUUAUUGGAACAGUAUGGCGAGGACUGGGAAGACACUAUAAUGCUAGAAUCUAUUUUGAAGGUACGAGUGUUCCCGCAAGUUAUUCCUCUAGAUCCGUGCUGUAAACCAAUCUACAGCACCAAGAACCAGCUCAACAAGGAGAUCAAGUACUGGAUAGACUUUUCAGCAGUUGAAGUUAUUGGUGGCCAGAGAAAGUUUUUCCGAGCAUCUAUGCUUCCACAAAGUCGAACGCAGUGUUACAGCCGAGGGCAUCUUAAGGGGCUUCACAUUACGACGAUUCCGCUCAAUAAAAAAAGGAAAACUCAAGUGCAGGCAAUGAAUAUUAACCCAACGGAACAAGAGGGAGCUACUACGUUAUUCUUGCGUUCUUAUUUCAACUUGAACGAUAAAUUCCCAGAGUCUCCACAAUGUAAUGAGAUUGAAAAUCUUCCAGAUGAAAGUUUUGAAGGCCGAAACCCAGACAGUUUCACAUUUGCAAGAUAUUCUUCAAAAAGUCCGAGCAAAGAAUCAUUAGAGUUUAACGCAACACUGAUCGACCCAGAAGGUGAAGUGCGCUGCUUGGUUCAUGUGAUCAUCACCUGGAACACGCCCGGGCCUUUCGUACAAGUCUCUGACACAGUGCGCUAUGUAAAUACCCUGAAUAACUGCGGAGCAUUGGAGGCUGGGCUUUGGACUGUUGCACUAUUUCAAAGGGGUGUCAAGGAACCCUUCCCCUACACCACUCAAGUAUUCCUGGCCAAGCAAGGUAGUAAGAACUGGCUUGACUUCAAACGCUCAAAAGAUGAUCUGAAUGGACUUUGGUUUACUGAGGAUUUGACUGAAAUUUCAUACGACGAAUUAAAAUUACAAUCGAAGUGGUCACCGUCGACGCCAUUUGAAACUAGCCUCGACAAACUUGGAGAAGACAUAAAAAAUAUCCCACAGCCUGGUGGCCGGCAUGAAUUUAAAAAGAGACAUAGAAUCAAUAUGGCGCAGGCACAGGACGGAGCGGAGAGAGCGAAUAGGUAUGAGAGUCAUGCAGAUAUAGAGGAAGAAGAGAACAGAGAGGAAGAUGAGAGAAAUGAUCCUCAAGACGGAGAAAAUAAAAUUGCUGCAAACGAAAGUAGUGAUGAGGAGCAGCCACAAAAACUACAUUUUAACCAAAAAGCAGAUGAAAAUAUAAGAAAUGAGCCAAUUGACAGGCGGAUAAGAAGGGUCGAAGGUCAACGACAUGAUAGAAUGGACCGGCAUAUAAAUAUGCAAGAAUCUUUGAAUUCGAAAGAAUCCGAAAAUUCAAUAGGUGGAACACCUAAUAUGUUUACUCUUGUACAAUUUCUUGUGGUUUCUACUAUAGUCUUUAUAUUUGUGAAAAGUGUGUUAGUACCGCUUCGAAUAGUUAAACGUGGUGGAAACGGCAUGAAGUCCUUUAUAACAUUCCUCAUCAUCUUCUCCACGCUCCAGUUCAUCAUUUACAUAACAAUUCUGUACGUCCGAUAGCAAAAUACAAUUGCAUAGCUUAAUACUUGUAAGGCACAUAUAUUGGAAUGUAUGACCAGGACAUUCCACCACCUGCUUUUAUUCUAAUUAGGCAUGUUAAAGCCAGGUGCCUAUUAUUAGAGAAUCUGCAGUGCUACGAUAUUUGCAUAUUCACCUGCAUCUGCUGAAUGUUGAUGUGUUGUAUUGCUACAGCGGCGAAAAAAAUCAACCAGUAGAAACCCUCAAUUACAUAUCGGCCUGAAAGUGUUAGUGCUUGCAAAUUGUACGCAACAUCAGGGUCAAAUCAAAUUACUAUAAAUUUUGACGUACAUUACCUAGGCAAGGUAAUGGCAAACUUAGGUUUUGCCCGUUAUAAUUGCCAGGCAGACAUAGCAACGGGAUGGUAUUUCCUGUAUAGAAUAUAAAAACCAUCCUUUAACAAAUAUCAUACCCUGGGUCCCUUGAAAAUUUUGGAUUUUAAAAGAGACUUUUUUAAGUAAAAUAAAAUACUAAUGAUUUAAACAUAUGUAAAUUCAUCCUGCCCCUUUUGCCUAUCUACUUCAUAGUCAUUAGAUCAAAAUCAAGCCCAAGAUUGUCAAAACCUCUUACGGAAUAUUUAUCCUCGUUCUAGUAUCCUUAUUUUAUUUGAAUCGUUGUUUAUAAUGUAAAAACAAGCAUAUACAGUUCGCCUUCCAAUUUGGGGUGUGGUGUUAGGGUUCAGUCUCAGAUUAUAGGGUUCGAUUUGUGUUAAAAGACUGAAGAUUGUUAUGUGGUACUUAUAAAAAGUGGUCUCAAAUUAGAAGGGUCCCGAAAUUAGAGGGGUAUUUGAAUAAGUGUGCAAAUUUGUAAAAUAGAAGAAUAUUAAUAUUAUUAGGGGGUAGUAUUUUGAAAUCAUUAUAAAGGGUUGAAAAUUGGUAAUUUUAAAAGUGAAGUUCAUAAUUGAGGGUUUCUACUGUAUUAACAUGGAGCUUCAACUAUGAUGAAGCUUAAAUUUAUCGUAGCUUUGUACAAGUCUGGCUCAAACUACCUUAGUACUUUCAUGGUUUAGGGGGAGAAAAUAUAUUUUUGAUGUAAAUUUUUGGAAUAACGUGUAACUUUUGAAAAUUGUAAAACUUUAGCUUUAGCAUUUAGACAAAGUUUCCUGAUAUGUAAAUACUUGCUAUAAACUGCCCUCUAUUUGUGUUAGUCUGUAAAGUAUGGUCUUGUGUGACCUCGAAUGACCUUUUGAUAUUGGUGUUUUAUGAUGGUCUCCGAUGAUCUUUAGUCAAUUCUUUGAUGCUUCAUCAUCUGGUGACAUUUAAGUAUUUGAAGUAAUAUGUAGGUUAUAAGUGAAGUUUGAAUUGGACAAGUGAAUUGUGAAUGUGUGUAACUAUGGUGAAGUGUAACUUUUAAAAUACCAUAAUGUUUAUAAAUUCAAACUGCAUAUGUUUAGAGAAAUUAUAUUUUGUAUGAAAAUGUACUCAUUAAAAAAUAUAAUUUAUGAAUAAAUUGGUUAAAUUAAGUAUUAAAUUUUAAUCUUCAGGGCUCCGACAAGUCAAGUUAGACAGCGUCUCUCUGAUGGCAAGAAAAAAUCUAACCUUAAUAAUAAAAAUUAUAUGUAGAUUUAUGUAACAUAUUUAACAAAUGAAAUUGUGAAUUAUUUUGAAUAAUAUAGAGAGAUGUUUUCCCUUAUACCCUAUUCAGACUAGACACCGUUGCGAUCGGUUGUGAUGUUAGUAAGUUCUAAUCCAAAACUGAUUACUCCCGAUCGUAACCAAUGACCACAUUCAGAUCAUAUCAGACACAAAGAACUAUUGGAAUGGGAAGUCAAAAGGUACUAGGCCUUUGUUGGCUAGACAUAUGUUGACAGACAAUCAGUGCCUGUGGAAUUUGUUGUGAUCGGAUUCCGUGAUAAUCGGAAGUAAUAAGAUUGUAGCGCCCAAUCGCAACAGGUAACAAUUGCGACAUCAAUUACUUUAUAGACUACUUGGUGAGCUUUCUCACAUGAUUGUGAAUAGUGAUUGGGUGUCGCAAUUGCUACAACUGAUCACAAUGCAAUGCUAGUUUGAAUAGGGUAUUAUUGUCUUAUAAUUUAGUUAUAUUUUAGUUGAUUGGCUUUUAUUUUAUUCCUGUUAUUAUAAUAGUAUUGCUUAUUAGGAUACAAAAUUCAAGUAUUAACCAAAAAUUGUCAUUUUAAUUGUUGAUUUAUUAUCGUGUUUUAGUAUUACUCAUAACAUUAAAUGUUUUUAAUAUUAUUAUUUUCUUUCUGUUGCUUUUCAGUCCAUAGUAAAACAAAUUUCUAAGGUAUAUUUUAAAUGCUGACUACAAUAUUUUUCUAAUUGAAAGAUGCUAAAAUUGUUGCUAAACAUGGAUGAUAUUAUAGCCUCUUUCUUUCAAACUUCAUUUCCCAAGAAUGCUGAGAUUUUUACCUUUUGAAGUAAGUGAAACAGAAUGAAAUUUCUCCUGUUAAACCCAUAUAGGAUUAAAAUGAAAGAUUAUUUUAGCUCUUCUUUCCCAUCAGGCAAUUUCUGGCACUCCAUGCCAAUAUUUUUCAUGUUAACAUGAUAAUAAGGGAACAGUUUGAAAGAGGGGCUAUAGUUCUCAUGUGUUGCAGGCAAUUCAGUUUACUCUGCUUGGUUUUCUUUCUUGGGUGUUUCUGAAACUUUCCAUUUCUUCCACAUAUAUAUUUUAUUUGGUAUUCUAAUCACUUUUUUUUUAAUCCGUCAAUCAAUCAAUAGGGUUUUUUUUCUUUUCUAACAUGUUUCUCCUGAAUACACAUUCAUUAAUAUUUUGAGACUUUGCUGCAAGCAAUAAAUUAUCUUCUAGUUUCAACUAUAAAUAUGUAUGUCAAAGGUUAAGAUAUGAACACAUAAUCAAGACUAUUACACAGAGCAUGUAUAGAAAGAUUGCAUAAUGUUCGUGCUAUUUGUGAAUUAUACCUUAACAUUUAACAUAGAAAUCAACAGUUGAAUCUACAAGAGGGAUUAUUAUAUAAUAUUUAUUGAAUCACAUGAUUAAAAAUAUUGACUUUGUGAUUGGUCUUUUAGCAAAAAAAUGAAGCUUCUCAAUUAAUUUAUUUAUGAGAAUUCACUUUAUUGUUUCAUGUUUAUUAUUCUUGCUUUGGGUUUUUUUUAUUUGUUUGCUUACUUUAAUAUAUAGGGGACAAUGUAAGGCUUUUGUAUUUUUGUUUAUUGUCUCAUCCGGCUGUGCUUGAAAAAUUAUUUUACUCAAUUUUACUAUGUUUUCCAUUAAAAACUUAUUAAAGAAUAAAAUUUACAGAUUUUCCCCAACAAUAUUCAAUAUAUAAUUAUAAUUACUCAGUAAAUAAUUACAUCUAUAACUCUCUAAUUACUUUGAUGUGGGGUUUUAGUAGCUAUAGAAAAUUUUGUAUAAUUUUAUAUUUUAUUUAUUAUUUUUUAUGUUUAUUAAGUUGUAUAAUAUAUUUUUAAUUUUUUAUACUUCACUUCAUUUCAUCUAUGUAUCUCUUAGCCUGUUAUAAGUAACCUACUUAAUUAUAUAAAAAAAUGUAUCUACUGUACCUUUCAGAGUCAACUACUAUACUACUUAGUUAUGUUUAUAUAAUAACGUUGCUAUCAUAAGUGAUAAUGUAUUAACUGGUAUAAGGCAGAAUAACACUGUGCAAAAGAAACCCCAACUUAGUGGAAAUCAAGCUUUUUAUAUUUUUCUUUUUUUAAAUAUAUUUUUCUGAAGAUUUUAAUUUUCUCAACAUUUUCUAGUACAUCUCAUUUUUAUAGAUUUUUUUUUCUGUGCUAAGAUUGUUCCUUAAAUGAGAAGUGCAGAGUUAGAUUUUUUCCCUAAUAUAUCAUCUAUAAUUAUUUGAGAAAUACAAUGAAGUUUUUGCAAAUAUAAUGGAGAAAUUAAAUUCCCAAUUAUUUGACAUACUGUUUGGGUUAAAUACUUUUUUUCACUGACUUGGCAGUCCAAUUAUGAUUUCAGUCCUGGGCCUUGACUACACAACUAUGUGCAUCUGGACAGAUAUCUGUAAAUAUAAUUAUCUCUCUAGCUACUUUGAAAAUACUAAAUUGAAAAAUUAGCAAUUUCAGUGAAAUACAAACCCUACGGAUGUAAAGAUUGGUUGAUUUUCCGUAAAAAUAACUAAUUGCUAUUAAUAGCAGUUGUUGAAUGUGGACUUUCUAAAGUCAGUCCAUUUCAGUAAUUUUCCAUGCUUUAGCUCUGUGUAGGUCGAGUAAUAGCACUACCUAUUUAUUAUUGUUGACUUAACUUUGCAAUAUAAUAAUAAUAAUAAUAAUUUUAUAAAGCGCCUAAUGCAAACAAUAGCAUUCUCCACUUCCGAGUUUGGAGAAGUUGUGAAAUUUACCGAUAAGAUCAUAAUUAAGCACACUACACAUUUUUUACUAGAAGUUUUAACUCUGCACCUCCCUUUUAACUAAUUUUUUUUUUUGUAUUUCCUUUUGAAAUAUACUCUUAUAUUAUUACCCCCUGAAUUUAAGUUCCAGUUUUGAACUGGAUAAGUAACAAAGAAAGUUUUUAUGUAUUGUAUAUCAUUUAUUUUUCUACUGAAUUUUGUUUUUAUUUAAAUGUUAAAUUCUAGUUGCAAAGUAUAUUAAGUCGUAUUUGUUCGCUUAUCAAAUAUUGUAUGUUUCUAAAGUGUUUUGAAAUUUUAUUUAAAAAUUUGGAAGUAUUGUUUAAGACAUGAUGUGUGUUUUUAGCUUACAUAGUAUAGACUUAAAUAGUGGUUUUGUUGGUAUAAAAAAUUUCCAACUGUUUGUUUUGGGGGUUUUAUAUUGUUGUGUGUUAUUCAUGGACUGUGUUAUGCGAUGUAUGAAUUUAGUUAUUUAAUUACUGGUAGAUAAAUUAUCAAAAUGCCCCAACACAAUGGAAAGUAUUAUUAUUAUUAUUAAUGUACUCAUGGCAUUAUUUUUACUGUAUUCCUGGCCUUGUAGAAGAAGACCUGUUCAGCGAUACAAACUAUUCUGUGUUACAAACUAUUCUUUGUUUGCAUAAAGUAGAUAUUAUUAUUAUAAUGUAUAAUCACCCUGUGCAUGAUGUAUCACAGUAAAUUACUAAAAUAUUUGCUGAGAUAAUAUCAAGAAUCUAAAUCAGUGUCAAGCCACAAUUGGUCCAGGCCAUAAUUGUGAUGGUGGACCUACCUAUUUUAACAGCCAAAACUGGUGUUAGACUUAGUUGUGGCUCACAAAAAAUGGUCCUCUACUUCCAUAUUUUUGAAUCCACUUGUGAAUCAGCCACUAAUAAACCACUAUAUAAUUCAAGUAUGUAAUGUUUCAUAGCUUAUCUUUGUAAAAAAAAAAAAGUAGUGGACACAGAAAUUGGACUAAUACUAGAUUGUUGGACAAACAUUGAUGGGUUAUUUUGAUACCACAAUUGGUCAGGUGGAAUGAUUUUGGCUAUGCAUCAUAUUGAACAUCUCAAUUUUAGGUCCUAAAAUGUAUUAUCAAAGGCAGAACUAGAAAACAAAGGGACAUUUGAAACCCUAUUUUUGAAAUUCUCAUAGUUUCUGUUAGGUUUCCUUAGAGUUUUUCCAUCGAGAUCUUGGAUUUCUUAGUGCCUAAAGAAAAGAUGUCCUCAUUAAUAAUAAACUCUUUGGAAAAUGUGAUAUAUAUUUCUGAAUGAAAGAUGUAGCUUAUAUGCUGCCAUACAAUAUAUAUUUCAUCUCAUGAAUUAAAUUUGUAAUAUUCUUUAAAGGUGAAUAAUUAUUAUAUUAUUGUAUAAUUUUACUUGAUCAUAAUAUUUGAUUAUGAUAUGUUUACCUAGUUGAUUAAAAAUGUAUUGUUUUUGAUCAUCAUAGUCUUAAAACCAAAAAAAAAAAAAAAAUGUUAAAGUGUGAGAGAGAGAAUCGUAUAUUUGAUGCUAAGAACCUAAAAAAGAACCAUGCUGUUUAAUUAGAAGCUUCAUAACAGGGUAAAAUGAAACAUUGCGAUCUAUCGAACGAAGUGCCUUGUAUCAAUAAUAAACACUUUUUAAAAUGUAAUAAAUAUUUCUGAGUGACUGAUGUAGCCUAUAAGCUGACAUAUACUAUAUCAAUUCAACUACUAAACGUAAAGGUAUUUUAUUAUGUAAAUGUGAGGGAGAGGCAAUGUUAUUUUUGCAGUAUUUAGGUACCAUGAUGCUGGAGCAUUUUAUGUCAAAUUAUUGAAACUAAGUGUGCUAUAAAUAAAUUUUAAAUAAAAAA
Messenger RNA from Anneissia japonica, 8680 nucleotides. RefSeq lists its product as uncharacterized. The record is from RefSeq and is a predicted model, not a curated record. Gene Ontology annotation, molecular function: protein xylosyltransferase activity. Bases 1 to 2550 code for a protein of 849 amino acids. NCBI's taxonomy places the organism in Eukaryota, Metazoa, Echinodermata, Crinoidea, Comatulida, Comatulidae. Gene Ontology annotation, biological process: heparan sulfate proteoglycan biosynthetic process; chondroitin sulfate proteoglycan biosynthetic process. The transcript has 18 exons. Gene Ontology annotation, cellular component: membrane.